This is a messenger RNA of Esox lucius (northern pike), 2094 nucleotides long. RefSeq names its product gamma-interferon-inducible lysosomal thiol reductase (gene ifi30b). Gene Ontology annotation, molecular function: oxidoreductase activity, acting on a sulfur group of donors, disulfide as acceptor. NCBI's taxonomy places the organism in Eukaryota, Metazoa, Chordata, Actinopteri, Esociformes, Esocidae. The record is from RefSeq and is a predicted model, not a curated record. The transcript is spliced from 7 exons. Bases 84 to 866 code for a protein of 260 amino acids. Gene Ontology annotation, cellular component: lysosome.
CUCCAACCCGCUAGCCUUUCACAUUGGUCACAGUGUUUUCUGUGGUAUCAAGGACGGGUCUGUUUUGAAUACCUGCAGGCGACAUGAAGUUUGCGUCUAUAUUUGUUAUUUUCAUCUGCUCUACUUCCAUGAAAUCCCAAGGGAAGUCUAGGCCUAAACCGGGCUGUGAAUACCCCCCCUCACAGUGGUGUAGAAGUCUGGAAAUUGCGAUAGAAUGUGGGGUUCGGAAGCAGUGUCUAGAGCUCAACGCCACCCGGUCCAACUCUGCAGUACCCCGAGUGGAGGUGACCCUGUACUAUGGAAGCCUGUGUCCAGGCAGCCGGGUCUUCCUCACCCAGCAGCUCUUCCCCACCUGGGCUGUGCUCCACGAUAUCAUGGAUGUCAAUCUGGUCCCCUAUGGCAAUUCGCAGGAGCUUCCUUUUGGGAACUGCCCCUUCACCUGUCAACAUGGACAACUAGAGUGUCAUGGCAACAUGAUUGAGGCAUGUAUUCUACAUUCUGUGGGCCUGUUUAGUGGGGCUUUUCAUGUCAUUAACUGUAUGGAAUCUGCAGUCAAUGUCCUUAGCGCUGCUCAACCUUGCCUACAGCUGUACGCACCCACUGUGAUGUGGGACAGUGUCAUGUCCUGUGUGGAUGGAGAACUCGGCUUCCAACUGAUGCACGAGAAUGCCCUGAAGACCAGCGCUCUCAGACCGGCAAAAACAUACGUGCCCUGGCUAACUGUUAACGGGGAACACACUGAUGACAUUCAGAACAAAGCGAUGUCAUCACUUUUCAACUUGGUCUGCAAAAUGUACAAAGGAGGCAAGCCAUCUGUCUGCACUGGAACACAGAAGAAAGUGGACAGGAGUUUUUGCUGGAACUAACAUUAAUUUUCUAAUUGUUCUUGCAGAACCAGAUGUACUCAUGGUCUAUAAUGGAUUUGUAUGGUCUUUCAAAAAGCACCCAUUGCUUAUUUAUUUACUCUUGAAAUAUGUUCUGUUGACUGUUGUAGUGUGAUUUAUGUGCUGAUAGUGAUAACUCUUUAAAGCCUUACAUGGACAUCAUUUAAAAUUGAUAUAGACUAAUUUUGUUCACCUUGCUGGCAUUAAUACUCAGCAAAUCAAAUGUGUUCAGACAGCGGUCAGUUGCAAUGGCUAAUCUCCAAUGUAAUGUUUAUGUCAUAAAUGAUUCCCUUUUAUCAGUUAGUCAGAAAUAUCAAAAUAUGAAGAAAAGCUGCUUUGCUGUCCUGCCAUGUGAUUUGCAGGGCCCCUAUAAGGACAUAUCUUAAAUUAAACUCAUGGUAUAUUCACUACUGAUAUAAUACAGUUUGUUAUAGACAAUAUUUGGGUAUCAUCUUUGCAGAAUACCUUUUAAAGGAUGCAGGGAUGUUAGUUAGAAUGCUAAUAGUCAUUCAGACAGUCUGUAGCAAAAGCUAUCCAAAAGGCCUGGUAAAGUGAGUAAAAAAAUAGGUAGGUUUAAUUAAAAUUGUUAGGAUAUAAUUUGUGCCAAAAACAGAUCCAGUUAUAAUCCCACAGUAAUAUGCCUCGCCCUCCCAAAUUGCAUGUAAAUCCAGGCUUUUUUGGUACUCAAAAAUGAAUCCCAGUUUUUUCACCAACUUGGCCCACAUCGCCCUCGUGUGGCAGUGUCCGCAAACAUGAUGUGGUAAAGCAUUCUAAGAACUCGAAAACAAUUUAGCUAUACGAAAUGUACCAAUCGGCUAGCACCUAUCAUUCUUAACUAUGUUGCACUCGCCAGCACCAACCAACUUUGAGAGAAAUGGAUUCACCAACCAACAACCACAAUUAACUAGGUGUUCCUAGAGUGUAACUAGGCAAACCAAACCCUUGUUUGACACCAACCCCAGGUGGGGAAUUUCUUAUUUUCUGUAUACUUGCUCAUCUACCACUAGCAGUACCAUUAAACCAAACGGUAUGGGUUUCGUCAACUAGAUUUUCUAUUGGAAAUUUCAGUACUGGUAGGUCUCAUCUGGUUAUGUUCUGUUUGCAACUAAAUGUUUUGUUUGGCAGAAUGAAGAAUACACUCCCAGCUCAGAAUCAGAUGUCCCAGGGUUAGACCGGGACUCAGUACAACACAUUAACAACUAGUGCAAAG